GGUUUUCCACUAUGUGUUCAGCUCCUCAAUCGGUCACAGAAGUCUACCAAGUAACUGUCAGUGAUCCAAAGCCACAUCCCCUGAAAAAGUUUAUGAUGUACAAAGUGCGAAUAGAGAAGUGCCCUGUCGCGGUCGAUCAGGAUAGCAAUGUGAUGGAGUUUUACAAACGUUUCAGUGACUUCAAAAAAUUGGAACGUUCUUUGGGCACUUACCACAAGCAGCUUUAUCGGGCGGAAAAGUUCCCUCCUCUUCCAUCAGGAUUUUUCAAUCAAUCAGAGCCUGGAAUAAUUGAAAAACGUCGGAAAGCUGCUGAAGAGAUGCUACAAUUUAUAUACGAACGUCAGUACUUAUACAAGCACACAACUUUUAUCGAAUUUUGCUCAUCUUCCUGUGAUACCAAUGCGGAAUGAUGAUAUAUAAGCCAUCGUGACUUUCAGCUCAUACUUUCGAUCGUAACACUUAUUUUUUUACCUGGCAACUAUGUUCUGAAGGUUUUUAUUCUUUUUAAUAGUUUCAUAAUCUGUGAUCUCUAGGUGGACAACUGUGAGAUAUUUUUACUCUUUCUGUGAGGGUUUUGUAUUUUUUGUUUUGACCUAACCAGAUGACAUUGUUGCUUCUAAUGACUAUAUUUGACUGAAGCGAUAGCUGCGUUGUCAGUUCUUGUUAAUAAAGUGAUAAUACGAUGUUUUGCUGGUCUAUUA
Molecule: messenger RNA, 701 nt
Organism: Dicrocoelium dendriticum
Lineage: Eukaryota; Metazoa; Platyhelminthes; Trematoda; Plagiorchiida; Dicrocoeliidae
Source: the annotation of a GenBank genome assembly